AUGGACGCUCAGCAAGCCGAUCAGGCCCAGCAGCAAGCCGCGGCCGCGGCCCAGCCGGCCGAUACCGUCACCCCGGCACCGGCGCCGGCGCCCGCCCCCGGCUCGGCUCCUACGACGGCUCCCGCGGCUCCGGCGACGGGCACGUCGCACAGCAACGGCCCCAUCGACGAGCAGGAUCUCAACGACUGGAAGACGCGCUUCAACGACGUGCUUGCCCGCCCCAGCGAGCACAUCAACUCCAAGUCGGCGGCCCAGGCCUCGCCCUGGCACGCGGGCUUCUUCGAAUGCUUCAAGCCCAUCGACCUCUGCCUCAUCAGCUGCUGCUUGCCCUGCGUCACCUUUGGCAAGACGCACCACCGGCUGCGGAAGAACGGCGACCUCGUGGGCUACGAGCCCAUCAACACCUCGUGCCUGCUGUUCUGGGGUUCGACUUGCUGCUGGCUCUACUGGAUACCGCUGGCGAUGCAGCGCCAGAACGUGCGCGAAAAAUACAACCUCCAGGGCAGCUGCCUCGUCGACCUCGCCGUCUCCUGCUGCCUCGGCUGCUGCACCGUCAUCCAGUCGGACAAGGAGGCCGAGUACCACGAGGCGCUGCUCAAGAGCUCGGGCGUGCAGCAGCAGUACCAGUCCAACACGGAGAUGACGUACCCCGAAGCCAAGCCCGCCGGCACCUGA
Drechmeria coniospora is the source of this 675-nucleotide messenger RNA. RefSeq lists its product as uncharacterized. The record is from RefSeq and is a predicted model, not a curated record. Lineage: Eukaryota; Fungi; Ascomycota; Sordariomycetes; Hypocreales; Ophiocordycipitaceae. The transcript has 2 exons. The coding region runs from base 1 to 675 and encodes 224 amino acids.